This is a messenger RNA of Symbiodinium natans, 3870 nucleotides long. Lineage: Eukaryota; Dinophyceae; Suessiales; Symbiodiniaceae. The record is from the annotation of a GenBank genome assembly.
AUGAUCCAACUCGGCAACGUUCUCACCAACGCCAAAGGGGGGCGCUAUACCCCACUGCGGAAAGAGGGUGGCAGCGACGCGCCAACAUGGAAAAGCGGCUGGCUCCGGGUCUUGUGGAACCCCUCGAGCUACGGAGAACCUGAGGCGGUGCGCGUCUCCCUGUGCCUGGAGCCCGACGAGGCCGCCAAGGCCUUCUUCCAGAACACGGAGGAGCUGGUGACCAAGGCGCUCUCGGAGCACUCUCACCGCAUCUUCGGCAAGCCCCUCAAACCAGAGGAGGUGAAGGAGCGGAUGGCCAGCGCUGUCAAGACCAGCACACGCGGCACGGAGUUCCUCAAGUUGAAAAUGAGCUGGGAGAGAGUACGACUCUGGGGACCCGAGGGAGAGGAGCUGCCGACGCAGCAGUGGGACCUGCAAGGCUGUUUCUGCAAAGUCCACGUGGAGCUGCGCCAGGUCUGGCUCAUGAGUUCCCAGUGCGGCGUGCUGGCCGAGGUCACGGACGUGAUGCUGCAGCAGGGGGCGGUAAUAAACAUCAUGUCUUGGGCGCAGCAGCGCGAGAGCAUCCGGCGGGCCGUGGAGGCGGGCGUCUCCGCGCACACCUCCCGGCAGGGCUCGGAGCUGCUGCGUCUCCCCAACGCCCAGCAGCUCCUGCUCGCCCGACCGGACGGACAGCCCACGCGCGCGGGCCAGUUCUUCUACCAGCUGGUCGGAAGGCGCCCGCCUUCCCGGCGCUUCAACGAGGGGCAGCCGCUCGUGCGCGACGGCCCCAACGACUACAUUCUCCUUCGGGGGGGCGCCAAGAAACUGGUGCGGAGCCUGCAGCCCGACGGCAGCUACCGCGUCACCAAGAUCCGCGGGAGACGACGACGCGGACAGCCCUACCAGAGAGACGACUUCCUGCCCGUGACUCUGGACGGCUUGGGGCGCCAGAACGACGCCCUGGGCGAGGUUCAACAGCACCGGAACGUCAUCGCGGCCGCGCUCCGCAAACUGGGGAACCCCGAGGACGGCGACGUGAUCAUGGAGCUCUCGGACGAGACCUACCAUCUGGACGCCUCGCGGGACUGGGGCGUCUCCAAGCAGACGAUGCAGGUGGCGCAGAAUCAGGUGAACACGGAGGUGACGCUCCGCCAACCCCUGGGCGCGCUGCGGGACGUUUCCUACCAGCUCUUCAGGGGCUCGGAGAUCCUGGACAGCGCCUUCGAGGAGCGCGCCGACAGGCUCUGCGUGGUGCGCCAGGUCGCGGAGCUGCUGCAGCUGCCCUUCGAGGAGGCCUACUCGGAUUUCGACGCGAUCUGCCCCCGUGGCUGGGAGCGCAGGGGCGUCACCGGCAAGGAGAUCCGGCAGUUCUGCGAGUGGCGCAAGGCGCCCCUGUUCAUCGUGAACUGCCGAGGGCAAAUGGUCGACUGCUACGAGCCGCCCGUCAAGGAGGAACGGGCACUGGCGCUGUGCGUGUAUCGCGACCACGCCUACUUCUACAAGAGCGCGCGGGCCGUGGCCUGGUGCGACGGGGAGCCACGAGACACUCCGAGCUACCGAGGCGACCGGCGGGAGUCCACCGUGCCGCCCUUCGGCGAGUGGCAGGAAUGGUUGGGCACCCUCGAGCCAGGGCACUACUGGGCCAAGGACCUGCGCGUCGCGCGCUCUCGCCUGCUCGCGGAGGGCCACCAGCCCAAGGUGGUCCUGCGGGGGCUCGUGGAGUGGCGCUACCUGCGGCUGCGCGUGCGGGGGCAGGGAGACUGUAUCAUUCACGAGCAUCCCGAGGACGCGGAGGUGCUGGACGCGUGGAUGGGCAAGCUGGGCUUCGUCUACCGCGGGCAGCGACUCGCGGGCGCGGCGAGCGAGCGGGGCGACGUGCAGCGACUGCUGCAGGAGCAGCGGGGAGCCUGCGCGCUCUGCGCCGCGCCCAUCGACGCGGGCACCUGCGAGGCGGACCACGUGGUGCCGGUGCACCAGUCCUUCUUCGGGCAGCGGCAGCCCCUGCAGGCCCUGUGCCUGGAGUGCCACCGCGCGAAGACGUUCCUGGAGUGUUCCCACGCCACGACCCUGGAGAGCCGCUUCUGCCGCCACGUCUUCGAGAGCUACGCCUGCUCCCCGCGCCUGCCCCCGCUCGUUUGCGGCCUGUCGAAAUGCAACCCCGACAAAUUGUGCCAGGGCGUGGACGUGGUGCGCUGCCGGAAGAACGCCCUGGCCAACGCCCCCUUCCCGCUGCCCGUCUUCUGCCCUUUGGACAGCAUCCGCCCGGCGGAGGAGGGGCAGCUGGCAGACCUCACCUUCGUGCGGAAGCGGGAGGACAAGCGCGAGGGCUUCAUGGCGCGGCUGCCCUACGUCGGCCCGGGCUGGUACGGGAAGCCGGCGGUGGCCUACAUGCUCGACGCGGGCCUCGCGAGAUGGGCGGAUUUCGAGUGGUCGCUGGAGGCCACGGCCCACGUGGCGCCCGACUGCCUGGCGCGGGCGCUGGAGAUCAUGGAGACGGCCUGGCCCCAGGGCGAGGAACACUUCGCGAAGCUGAGCGUGAACGCGCUCAUCGGGCUGUGGGCGCGCUCCAAGGACGUCUACUACUCCAUGAGAACGAGCAGCCACGAGGCGGACGCCUGGGGCUCCCAGUUCCUGCAGGUCUUCUUCGACGCCGCGGGCGCCUGCCACUACGACCACGGUGCCGAGCCCUCCGCAUAUAGGCGUUUGGUUCACGAACCGGUCCACGCGCCCGGCGCACGACUUCGUGAUGGCCUGGCGAGGAUCAACCGCGCGCUGCGGGAGGUGCCGCCCCGCUAUUUGGUGGCGCUGAAGACCGACUGCCUCGUGUACCAGAACCUGCCGAAAAAGUUCCUGCCCGCUGUGGAGGCGCUCACGCGGCAGCGGCAUCGGGACGGCACGCCGAAGUACCGCUUCGAAGAGGUAAAGCGGUUGGAGGGAGACUACCGAGAGCCGCGGCUGGAGACGGAGCCGCCGCCGAGGCAGGGGCCCUGGAGGCACGUGGAGGACCCCGUGGCGCACUGCCUCGACGGGAAAAGCCUGCUGCUCUCCGGCAUGCCGGGCACGGGGAAGACGCACUUGGCGAGGCAGAUCGUGACGCAGCUCUCGGCGCAGGGCGAGGAGGUGACGCUCAUCUCGAAGACGCACUGCAGUGUGCAGAACCUGGGCCUGGGGGCGCAGACGGCGGACCUCUGGGUGCGGCGCACCAUCCGCGCUGGCCGCUGCGCGCUGGACUGGCUCGUCGUCGAGGAGGUCACGCAGCUCGACGUGGGGCUGUGGGCCGACAUCGCUGAACUGUCGACGAACCGUCGGGUGCGCUUCCUGCUGCUGGGCGACUUCCGGCAGCUGCCCGCGGUGCAGGACGCCUUCGGGGGCUCGCAGGUGCUGCGCUCGCUGAAGGAGUCGCAGCUGCUGCACGACCUGGCGGGCGGCUGCGUGCACGAGCUCACGGAGAACCGGCGCAGCGACGAGACGAUCUUCCGCUUCCUGCAGUGGCUGCGCGUGGACGAGCCCGAGCAGGCGCCGCUGCGGGAGGCCGUGCAGGCGGCCCGGGAGCGCUUCCCGCGGCGGGGCCACCCCGACACCUGCCUCGUCAUCUCCCACGCCCACAGGAUGGCCAUCAACGAGCGAGAGAACAAGAGGCUGCUGGAGCACCGGGCGCAGGGGCAGGCGCAGAAGCCGCCCCAGCAAGCGGGCACCAAUCAAGCGCAGACCAUGAGAGUGUGGCCAGGGCUGAGGCUCGUGGGCGCGGGGGGCAGGGUGCCCAAGGGCUGCUUCGCGACGGUGCGGGAGGUGGCGGAGGAGCGGAUCUCGCUGGACGACGGGCAGAGCUUCACGCCCGCGGAGCUGCUGCGACACACCCGCCUCUGCCACGCGAUCACCUACGCCUCGUGA